AUGUCGGAAGAAAGCAUAGACUAUUUUACUUUAUUUAAAGAAGUUUUUGAUCCAAAAAACAGAGGAUACAUAGUCCCUGCAGAAAUUGAAGCUUCACUGAUUGCCAAUGGGUACUUAGAUGAAAAAAAUUCAGUUAUGGACUUAAUUGGUUACUUAGAAGCUGAUGAAAAUGGGAGAAUUCAAACUGAAGAGGUAGAAGCUUUGCUGCACCCUGACUUUGUGAAGCUGGAAGAGCCAAGCAAUAUUGAAGACGUUUUUACGAACUUUGACAAAGAUGAAGACAAUUUAAUUUCAGUUGAUGAUCUGAGAAAUACCAGCGAAUCACUUGGAUUUCCUUUAAGCUAUCGUCAAGCUGUUCUUAUGAUACAAGCAUUUGAUAGCGAUAAUGAUGGAAAAGUUAACUUAAUCUAGCCGCUUUAAUAAUUAAUAAUGUUUCUUAAUAUAUUAUAUUUAAAUAAAAAAAUAUAUUAAAUAUUAAAUGAGCUACAAGAAUUCUCCUCUAUAUUUCAAGCAGCUUAA
Messenger RNA from Blepharisma stoltei, 519 nucleotides. NCBI's taxonomy places the organism in Eukaryota, Ciliophora, Heterotrichea, Heterotrichida, Blepharismidae. The record is from the annotation of a GenBank genome assembly.